Messenger RNA from Anisakis simplex (herring worm), 507 nucleotides. Lineage: Eukaryota; Metazoa; Nematoda; Chromadorea; Rhabditida; Anisakidae. The record is from the annotation of a GenBank genome assembly.
UUAAUCAGAGAGGAUGCAGCUAAAGCGGUCGGAACGAAAUUGGUUAGUUUUAUGGAUGUGCAACCGUCACAGCAACAAUCGGGUAUUAUCAUCAAUACAAUCACCACAAAAGAACCACUUCCUGCAGCCGUACCACACUCCACCGCCAAUAAUGUACCGAUAGUAGCGCAACCCAACGACUGCAUCACACAAUCCACUGCUGCUACAGCACCAGCGGCAUCGAAAAUCAAUUCUGAAGUUAUCAACAUUCAAUCAGCGAUUCUAAAUUCGAUCAGCAAUGCUACAGCGAUGCAAAACGCAAUGCACUCAGACGUCGUUACUGCACAACACAAUGACUGUGCGCCUCAAGCACCCGUCGCUACAGCCACUACUUCCACUGAAAAUAAUCAAAUUCGACUCGAUCAAUCUACUGCACUCACAUCGAAUGGCGCUCCGAUUCAAGUUAACGCUAUUAAUUCGACGGUCACGGUGAGUCUAUGGUUUUUGAUUAGGGUUCAUGAUGGUUGA